CAUGAGGCGUGAUACUGAUUCUCAAAGAACACAUAUCCACUUCAGAUUACCACAUUUCUCCUGCAUCUUGCUCCAGGCCACAUGCUCUGGAGCUGUCAGGUGGACCAUCAAGACUAAAUUGGCGGCCAGCAUACGCUAGACCAAGAAUGAUAGGCCAUCAAGACGCAUUUUGGUCGCUAGAAGUAGCUUAUCUGACUUCUACAAGCGAGUCUUUGGGCUCAUUGUAUUCAGUAUUAUGAUCCUUCGUUCAUCUCAUCCCUAGACCCGAAGCUGUGCCUCUCCUUAGCUUGCGUCAGCACAGCCAUUUAUUUUAGGCAUCCAAGCCAUUUAGACAAGCACCACGUUUCGGAAUAGGUAAGGUGACAGGCUAUAUACCCGAGCUUUUUUCAUUUCUCGUGUCCAGUCUCACCCUCUAUUUUAACCUUAUUUCUUCAUUACCCCAUAAUUCCAAUCAACAUACUCCGUAUCAACACAGCCAUUUAGAUCACACGACAGCCAACAUGAAGCCCCAAAUUCUUCUCACGGCUGGUCUCGCUGCAGUAGCCAUAGCCGACCAAUGGCCCAUGGCCAAGGAGAAAUGCGGUCGUCUUGGACCCAUGGAAUGGGAUCCCAAUGAUCUUCCUCCCGAUGUUGAUGUCAUGAAUAUUCGAAUGUGCGCCGAUCAUCCCAUGGGAGCUGGAAACUACUGGGGAUGGGGCGAAUAUCUUCCUGACUGGUUUCCUCGCAACCCUUUUGCUGACAUGGAGAUUAAUUGGCUAUGGUGGCCUUAGAUUGGGAUGUAAUAAAGUGACAUUGAAUGAAUAUCUGAGAAAUAAAGAAUCUGAUUAUGAGUAGAACGCCAAUCUCAGUGAAUCCUACUUGUGCACAUCUCAAUCGAAAGAGUUUUGUAUCGUG
Molecule: messenger RNA, 894 nt
Organism: Fusarium verticillioides 7600
Lineage: Eukaryota; Fungi; Ascomycota; Sordariomycetes; Hypocreales; Nectriaceae
Exons: 2
Coding region: 501-770 (89 amino acids)
Source: RefSeq, a predicted model, not a curated record